Messenger RNA from Cercospora beticola, 2585 nucleotides. Its product is annotated as BOD1/SHG1 domain-containing protein. NCBI's taxonomy places the organism in Eukaryota, Fungi, Ascomycota, Dothideomycetes, Mycosphaerellales, Mycosphaerellaceae. The record is from RefSeq and is a predicted model, not a curated record.
CACCAAGGGACUUCCACCUCGAUUCCAGAACAACAUCACCACCAACAAUCGUCGUAGCCGCCAUGGCUACAGACGUCGCCAUUUCGGGCACGGGUGACUUCGAAUUGCCCGCGCGCAAGAAGCCCAAAAUCUCUGAGCUGCCGCUGUCGAGCACUCAGCAUUCGGCCAUCGAUGGCAUGCUCCACACCUUCAAGAAACAGGGCGAAUUCGACGUAUUGCGGAAGAAGGCGUUCCAGCAGUACAACGAGAGCGCCAAUCGGGGCAUGUUUGAGAAUGCUCUGCGCAGCUUUACCACCAACGAAAUCGACCGCGAUCCGAUCAAAUACCUAAAGCCAGACCGACGCAUUGCUGCACCACUACUCGAAGGCGCUGCUUCGCGUGCCGAAGUCUACGUUAAGACCGAGCAAGACAUCAAUAACUACAUCGAUCAGUUCAUGGCAAACGCGGAGCGCACAUUACGUGACAUCCGUCGCAAGGAGAUCGGCGACGAGGCCGCGGAUGAGGAGCUUCGAAAAGGAAGCAAGACCGAUGAAGCUUAUGCUAUGGAGGCUGAGCAGAGAAAGAAGGAGCGUGCUGUCAAGCACAAGGAAGAUGAAGCAGCUCGUCGCAAGAAGGAAGCACGCGAGAAGCGAGCCAAAGAGGUGGAGAUGUUGAAGAAGAAACAAGAAGCGUUGCAGAAAGAGACUGAGCGUCUGCAGAGAGAGGCCAAGCGGCGCGCGGAGCGAGAAGCGUGGAAGCUAGCCGAGAAAGAGCGCGAGCGAGAGCGAAUCAGGCAAUUCAAUGAGGAGCGCGAGAAGGCAAAGAAGGAGGCCGAAGAGCGAGAACGCGCUCUGCAGGAAGAGCGCGAACGUCGCCAGAAGGAGCGUGCUGAGCGUGAGCAAAAGCGACUCGAGGCGGAAGCAUUAGAAGCAUUGCUCAAAGAGGGUGAGGUGAUGGCAGAGAAAGCAAGACGUCCGGAGCUGGAGCGAAGCGAGAGCAUGGAGCCACCUCCCCGUCUCAGACAGUCGUCUUCAGCACGAAACGAGAGACCUAGGGACUUGGUUCCCACGUCUCUCACGUUGAAGAAGGGCGACCGGCCAGAAAUCUCUCGAGCCCCUCCAUCAGCUCCCACUGGACCUGCACGCGAUCGUGAGCGAGCCAGGGAGCGCGAGCGGGAGCGGGAGAGAGAUCAGUCACGAGCAAGACCGUCUCGGCCUAGAUCUCCUUCUCCUGCUCGCUCUAUCCGACGACGCGAUCCCUCGCCCGAUGAUCGCCGACUGCGACGUGAUGCCCGUGACCCACGGGAUCGGCGAGAAACCCUCUACCGCGACAUUAGUGCUGAGCGGGAAGCAUGGAAGGCUCGUCAACGUCCCAGAGACGACCGCGACCGCGACAGAGACCGGGACAGAGACCGAGUGCGAGACAGGAAGCGCGAGGAUGAACGCGAUGAAGGCGAAGUGGUGGAGCGUCCUGCUCGCAGCCGGAGUCCGCCCCGAGGCUUGAACAUAUAUCGACCAGGCCGACGUGAUGAUAGCCGCAGUCCACCGCGUAGGAGGGACAGAACGAGAACUCGCUCCCCUGCGAGGCGACGAGAACGCUCGCGAGAUCGAUCAAGGGAGCGCCGUCGGGAUGAUCGCAGCCGUAGUCCGGUUGGGAUUGAUCGAUACAUUCCCGGCGGCCCUGCCGCCCGUAGAGCACGCGAAGAUGACGACAAGGCAGAGAAGACACGCUCCCGCUCGCCUCCUCGCCGAAGAGAACGCUCACGAUCACGAAGGCGCGCCGACGAUGACGACCGUGAUCGAUCGCCCGCGAGACGCCGUACUCGGGAUGACGACGGAAAGGAGACACCGAGGGACCGUGAACGAGACAAGGACUCGGAGAAAGAGCGCGACCGUCUUUCGUCUAUCAUCCGCGACGAGCGUGAUAUGCCACGUCGACGAGCACGGUACGAGGACCGCGAUCGGCCAGGUGAUAUCGAUCGGUACAUUCCGGGCGGCAAACGCGUGCGUCCGGGAGACGAGUCUCCGCGACGUCGCGAGAGAAGCCGCAGCAGAGACCGGGACAGAAGUCGUGAUCGAGGGGAGCGUGCUAGAGAGCGAAGCCACGAUCGCCCUAGGAGAGCCAGUAGGGAACGUCGAGAUAGCAGGGAGCGUCGAGACAGUAGGGAGCGAAGGCCAAGCAAGAGUGUGCAGGACGAUACGGCCGCCAAAGAGGACAAAGAGGCGAACUAGAGCAAGGGUCAAGAAGGUCUUUCAAGAUCGCGCAGAUGUCGUGCGCGAACAGGUAUCUUACUCGCGAACAGCAGACCAACGCUCAUGACACGGUAUGUGUAGCGGUACUAGGGUAGUGCAUAAAAGCAAUCGCCGCGGCCCUGUUCGAGACUUUUCGACCUCUUCAUCAAGUACGGAGCCAGCAUCUCUGCUGCUCUUCAUCGGUAGAGACAAUUGAGGGAUUCGCUCCCUAUCCAUUGUACAGGUCUAGUCUUGCCCGAGGUCAAGCUGAGCGCAGAGGGCUCCCUCUUUUCACUCAAAUUUAGCUUCCAUUGAGAUCAUCUCUCUACGUACAUGUAGAGCUAUCAGACACAUCUUGACCCCAAGAAAAAGCAC